Messenger RNA from Ochotona princeps (American pika), 869 nucleotides. RefSeq names its product transmembrane protein 45B (gene TMEM45B). The record is from RefSeq and is a predicted model, not a curated record. NCBI's taxonomy places the organism in Eukaryota, Metazoa, Chordata, Mammalia, Lagomorpha, Ochotonidae. Bases 13 to 843 code for a protein of 276 amino acids. The transcript has 5 exons.
CCCAGGACCCUGAUGGCGAACUUCAAGGGCCACGCUCUCCCGGGAAGUUUCUUCCUGAUAGUUGGAUUAUGGUGGUCAGUGAAGUUCCCGCUCAAAUACUUCCACCAAAAGAGAAAGAACAGCAGACUGAAUUAUCACUACCAACGUCUCGAGAUCAUCGAAGCUGCAGUCAGGACUGUGUUUUCACUCAUUGGAAUUCUGGCAGAGCAGUUUGUUCCAGAUGGGCCCCACCUUCACCUCUACAAUGAAAAACAAUGGGUGAAGUUAAUGAACUGGCAGCACAGCACCAUGUACCUGUUCUUUGCAGUCUCAGGAAUUGUUGAUAUGCUCACCUGUUUGGUCACCCACAUCCCCCUGGGGGUGGACAGACUGGUUAUGGCUGUGUCAGUAUUUAUUGAAGGUUUUCUCUUCUAUUACCAUGUUCAUAACCGACCUCCACUGGACCAGCACAUCCACGCCCUGCUGCUGGUUGCUUUGUUUGGAGGGAGUGUCAGUGUCUUCCUGGAAGUGAUCUUCCGUGACAAUAUUGUGCUGGAACUUUUCCGAACCAGUCUCGUUCUUCUGCAGGGAACCUGGUUCUGGCAGAUUGGAUUUGUGCUGUUCCCACCAUUUGGAACCCCUGAAUGGGACCAGCAGGAAGAUACAAACCUCAUGUUCAUUACCAUGUGUUUCUGCUGGCACUACCUGGCUGCUCUCUGCAUUGUAGCCACCAACUACUUCCUGGUUUACUGGUUUUGCAUUCGGCUGAAGAGACAGGAAGGAGGGGAAAUCAUUGGGAUUCAGAAGCUGAAGUCAGAUCACACUGACCAGACUGCCCUCCUGGAUGACUCAGAAGAAGAAUAAAACUAGACUAUGCUGAGGGCAGAGUG